CCCAGCAAUGCUGUACUCUCACAGGCUCACUCAGACAGCCAAGGGCCACAGUGUGAGCGUGAGGAGGUGAGGGCCACGGAGAGCAGCGGCUGCAGAGAAGGGAACAGGCAUCUGGACAGACACACCUGCAACACAGCACCACCUCAACACCAAACAUGGACAACAUGGAGUUUGUGUACGAAUAUUUGAGCAUGGACGGUAUGUGGAUGUACGUGGCAGCGGCGCUGGCCGUCAUAUGGGUCGCGGUCUAUUUCUACCUGGACAGCCAGGAGGUGGACACAAUCAAUGACAAGUAUGUCUUUGUGACGGGCUGUGACACGGGCUUCGGGAACCUGCUGUGCAAGCGGCUGGACCGGCGUGGUUUCCGCGUUCUAGCGGGCUGCCUCACAGAGAAGGGGGCGGAUGACCUGAAGAGGGCAACGGGGCCGUACCUAAAGACCACCCUGCUGGAUAUCACCAGCACCGAGAGCAUCCAGAAGGCCGCGGAGUGGACCAAGAAGGAGGUUGGGGAUAGAGGCCUGUGGGGCAUUGUGAAUAACGCAGGGCGGUCCCUACCCAUGGGGCCUUCUGAGUGGAUGAAGAUUGAGGACUUCAACGCCACACUGAAGGUCAACAUGAUGGGUUGUAUCGAGAUGACCAUGAACUUCCUGCCUCUCAUCAAGCAGGCCAAAGGACGCAUUGUGAAUGUGGCGUCAGUGCUGGGCAGAGUGGCUGCUAAUGGCGGCGGGUACUGCAUCUCUAAGUUCGGCGUGGAGUCCUUCUCCGACUGUCUCAGGAGGGACAUCCACUACUUUGGAAUCAAGGUGUGCAUCAUUGAGCCGGGUUUCUUUAAGACCGCGGUGACAAGCCUGGACCCCAUCGAGAGAGAGCUCAACCGACUGUGGAACCAGCUCAGCCCUGAGGUCCGCGCCAGCUAUGGGGAGAAAUAUCUCGACAAAUACAUCAAGGUGCAGCGGCUGAUCAUGAAUGCCGUGUGUGACUCCGACCUGAGCAAAGUCACCAACUGCAUGGAGCACGCCCUGGCUUCUGCCUACCCACGCACCCGCUACAGCGCCGGCUGGGAUGCCAAGUUUGUGUGGAUUCCUCUUUCCUACAUGCCCUCCUGGGUGGUCGACAUCGGCCUGAAACUGGUGCUUCCACGGCCUGCUAAGAGUGUGUAGAUUGACAAAUACCGUGCUUUACAUGUAUGGAUCGCAGGUAGGGUUAGCAUAAUGUGUUUAUGUGCUGGGGAGGAAACCAUUUGCCAAUAAGUUAUUGUAUAUUUAAAUAUUACCUAAGAAAAGCUGGCUGAGCUGUUUUUGCCUUAUUAUUUGUGAUCCAGGAAAAAAGUGAUUCCGCUCCAACUCUGAUGAGGCCUUCCUUGCUACCACUGUGUGAAAAGGGUGUUUGCAAGUGUGCGAUUGGAUUGGAGCAUUUGGGUUACAGUGGGUGAAGAAGCUGUAAAUCAUCUAGAUCCAAACUGGCCUGAGCUGUCCUGGGGCAGGUCUUAUGCGCACGAUGCUCCUUUAAUCUUAAAUAGGGUAGCUGACACUGGAACGGACCUGGAUCAGAUUCCUUUCGGGACGUCACCUGCAGCUGAUGAACUGAUUAACCAUUAAUGUGCAUUUCCUAAAACCACCCACUGUGAAGACUACAUCUGUUGGAGCGGCAUAAUUUGUUACAAUAAGUGACUGUCAAACUAAUGCAGUGCUUUUAUUGAUAUUGAAUGAAUUUACUGUACUGUAACCUCUGUACAAAUUAAAUAAAGCUAAAUAAAAAAAUGAAUAUAACAAA
Molecule: messenger RNA, 1773 nt
Organism: Clupea harengus (Atlantic herring)
Lineage: Eukaryota; Metazoa; Chordata; Actinopteri; Clupeiformes; Clupeidae
Gene: rdh5
Product: retinol dehydrogenase 5 (11-cis/9-cis)
Biological process (GO): steroid metabolic process; retinoid metabolic process
Cellular component (GO): intracellular membrane-bounded organelle
Molecular function (GO): all-trans-retinol dehydrogenase (NAD+) activity
Source: RefSeq, a predicted model, not a curated record